GCUUCUUCUUGUUUCAUCCCUUCCCCUACGUUUCUCUCUCUCUCUCUCUCUCUCUGUUGUCUUCCUCUACAACUCGGACGCUAUAAGAUCUCGGUCUCCUCUCCCCCACUGUCCCUUUCCUUCCCUCCUCAGGCCGCGACCCAAACCUGAAGACAGACAACUUCGAGUGAGAACGAGGUUGAAGAAAGAAGAAAGAACCGACAUCAUGCCUUCCACCACCUGCCGCCCCGCCGCCGCCCCUCCGCCACCGAACUCUGAGGCCAUCCCCUGCCCCCGCUGCGACUCCAUCAACACCAAGUUCUGCUACUACAACAACUACAACCUCGCCCAGCCCCGCCACUUCUGCAAGUCCUGCCGCCGCUACUGGACCCAAGGCGGCACCCUACGCAACGUCCCCGUCGGCGGCGGCUCCCGCAAGUCCUCCUCCACCUCCUCCUCCAAGCGCCUCCGCAGCAUCCCCUCCUCCACCGCCCCUCCUGCCUCGUCCCCCGCGUCGACCUCUUCCUCCAUCACCAACGAGUCCGUCCACCACCCUCCCAGCUUCAGGCCCGACUUCGCUCCGAAGCAGGCGGGGGAGGCCCCCGGGGCGUUCACCUCUCUGCUCACCUCUCCGGGAGGCCACGGUUUCCUGGCCCUGGGAGGGUUUGGGACUGGGUACGGGCCGAGCCUCGACGGGCAGGGGCUGGGCUUCGGCCGGUCAGUCUGGCCAUUCCCUGAGGUCAGCUACAUCGAGGGGGUCUACGCCGGGGCUCCGAGCUCCGUCUCGGAUGCGGCAGCGGCCGCUCCGCCCUGCAACGCAUGGCAGCUGGGGGCGGGGGAGGGAGGCGGCAAUGGUACUGGUGGGCACGGGCAGGUGGACGGGGCGGAUGGGUUCGCGUGGCCGGAGCUCGCGAUCUCAAUGCCGGGUCAGGGCCUGAAGUGAUAUAUAUCACGUUAUCAACCGCACCGAAAAAAGAAAAUAAAUUCAGCAUGGAAGUGGCAAAACAUCUCUUCUUGAUGGGCUUUUGGGGUUGUGAAAUUUGAUCAGUCUCUACAAUAUGAAUCAAAGGCAUGAAUGUUUUCGUGUCGUUUAAGGUUUAAAGAUAUCAUGGGGUUGUCUUUUUUCAAGUGUUCUUGGGUUGGGUGGUCAGUGGGGGUAUAGUAGUAUAGUCAUAGGAGCUCUAAAAUCUUAGGUGUUAUUACUGAAAUUAUUAGAGGAAGAAAUUAUUGGUUGAGUUCGGGUGGGGAGUCUUCUUUUUGGGGUUGUGGAAAGCUUCCUUCCGCGGCUUCUGUAAAGUCUCAUGGCGAAUGGAGAAAAGGACGACAGUUUACUAUGUGGUUUCCUGGCCCGAUCUUUGAUUCAGCUUUGAAUGUUCAAAUUUUCUUCUUCUUUC
This is a messenger RNA of Punica granatum (pomegranate), 1373 nucleotides long. Lineage: Eukaryota; Viridiplantae; Streptophyta; Magnoliopsida; Myrtales; Lythraceae. The record is from RefSeq and is a predicted model, not a curated record.